This is a messenger RNA of Vanrija pseudolonga, 1828 nucleotides long. RefSeq lists its product as uncharacterized. Bases 65 to 1828 code for a protein of 587 amino acids. The record is from RefSeq and is a predicted model, not a curated record. The transcript is spliced from 14 exons. Lineage: Eukaryota; Fungi; Basidiomycota; Tremellomycetes; Trichosporonales; Trichosporonaceae.
CCUUUUCGCUGCCAGCAGUGCACGCACAUCAACAACAACAACAGCAACAACGACAGCAAGAAGCAUGGCAUCGAGCAUGCGUAUAGCGAGCCUUCGCACCUGUCGCCCCCCAGUUGUGGCUCGCGCUCGGGCCCUGCCGCUCGUGCACAGGUUGCACACUUCUGCUAUCCGCCAAAAUGUUCCCUCGUGGCCGCCGGGACCGGUCCCAGAGAACCCAGUCACGCCGUCUGAUGACCUCAGUUCGGCGUCGAGCAAGAAAAAGGAGCACCAGUCGUGGUGGCAUGACUGGCUGCACAGCCCUAGCUUCCAGGCUGCCCUGACGACCGUCGUCGGCCUCGGCAUGGUGUUUGGCGCGGGCACGGGAUACUUGUACUGGUACAAGGCGCAUGUGCUCUCGCGAGUCGAGGGAGCGUUCGAGGGCGGAUAUGUGAGUUGGUCGAAAGAGGAAUGGCAGCUCACACCACAGGACCCCGCUCUAGAGCUCGCAUCCGACCUUGUCCUCCCGCACACACACCACGUCAAGAGGAGGGAGCAGCCGCUCAUCGACGCCAUCUUCCGCGGCGAAGAUGCUGGUGGCUACUACUUGAUCAUCGGGCCCAAAGGAACCGGCAAGGGGACCAUGCUGACCGACGCGAUGCGUGCUAUCCAUGCCGAAGGCAACUCGAUCUGUGAAGCCCACCCCGAUCUCGAAGUCUUCCGCCUUCGCUUGGGCAAGGCCCUCGACUUUGACUACUUUGAGGACUGGCAGGGUUCGCUCUUCUCCCGCGCUGACCCGCGUAACGGUGGGCCGUCGUUGGACAUUGAGCGUGCCAUGACCAAGCUCGAGAAGGUUGCGUUGAAGUAUGCGCGCAAGAAUGGCCGACCACUGGUCAUGGCCUUUACGAACAUCCACCUCUUCCCCAACACCGAGGAGGGCCAUGCCGUCCUCCGCCAGCUGCAGCAGCGCGCUGAGCAGUGGGCCGCACGGGUAUGUGACAUCGUGGCGGCGUGGCUGAUGUUUCAGGGCAUGAUGACCAUGGUGUUCACGACUGACGACUUUUGGUGCCUCGACAAGAUGAAAAAGACGGCCAACCGCAUGAGGAUCUUGUCCGUGACGGAUCUCACGGCGGCCGAGUCCAUCUCCGCGCUGCGCUCUCUUCGCCGACACUACCUGGGGCGUGGCUGCCCGCCGGCCGAGGAGGUCAGAAUCGAGUCGGAUGAUGUCCUCCGACGCGUCUACGAACUCGUGGGAGGGCGUACCAGCUUCCUCGCACGCUGUGCGCGCGCGAGCAACAUGAUUGAGGAGGCGGAAACCAUGAUAGAUCUGGAGAAGGGCUGGCUGUUGUCAAAAAUUGGCCUGAUCCCAGAAAUGGAUGACGACGUAAUGGACGAACAAAAGUGGGCCAGUUGCUCGUGGCUCCUCUUGCGGGACCUGGCCGAUAAGGGACCCGCACUUGACCCGCCUCUUGGGCACCGCCCGGACCACGACGCCGUCGACUCUCCGGAUGGCAUCCAGUUAACUCCGUCGGUUUAUGACCAGACGUCGGGUUGUCCUGCCCCUAUCGACGACGAGAAUGAGUCAGUCCCCCACGUUCCUGCGGCCGACCUCUCGGUAGAUGUGGAGCUACCCAAGGUUACGUUUGACGACGCACGGCGUCUGAUGACACGCACGGAUUUCUUUGAAGGGCUGGACCAUGACAACAUCAUAUCCAUUGACGUACGGCACGACGUGCGACCUGACAACAUGUUGAUCCUGCGCGCGGCCCAACAAGUCGUGGCAGAAGAAGACUUUGAUUCAAUGCUAGACCAGACGCGCGACCGCGUCGACGAGAUUGAAGCGAGCGAGUAA